AUGGAGAGAGCAGAUUGGACCAGUAUACAUCUUUCUGCUAGUAAAAGAGUUCGCAUAUUCCAACUGGACAACUUUGCCUGCAUCUUGUCAAGGCUAGUUGAAAGUGUUCCUCCCGCAUUUUUCGUGAAUGAGCAGCACUUUGAGGUACUUUCUGAGGUUGCUGGUCAAAGGGAUGCCAAGGAUCUUAUGGGCACAAAUCCUCCAGCUAAGGUCAACAAAUGGAAAGUCAACGAUAAAUGGAAUGAGAGCUUUCUUAGAAGUUAUAGAAAAGAGCAACCUCUGAUUGUAGAAGGCAAAGAAAAUUGCAGCAAUUUAAUUAAUUUUAGGAUGGAUAGUAAUAGUGCACCUUCAAGUUCCACAGUUUCAAGAAGUGUGAUUCUCGUUUUGAGGGUCUUAACCUUUGUGUUCCUUCUCAUUGCUCUCAUUCUCAUCUCUGUAACCAAGGGCACUGAAGAUACAACAAAUGGUUCUGUAGAAGCCAAGUUCAGCGACAUUCAUGCUUAUCGAUACAUGAUCUCCACAAUAGUCAUUGGAUUUGUAUACAACCUCAUGCAAAUGGUGCUCUCAAUCUUCAAUGUGGUAUCUGGAAAGCGUGUAUGCGGUGAUUUUGGCUAUGUAUUUGAUUUCUUUGGUGACAAGAUUAUAUCAUACUUCCUAAUUUCGGGUUCAGCUGCUGGAUAUGGUGCCUCUGAAGAUUUACACAGAUUUUUCAAAGCAGAAGAUCUUCCUUUCAAUUCGUUUUUUGCAAAAGCAAACGCCUCAGCGAGCCUCCUCCUUGUUGGAUUUCUUUGCAAUGCCAUAGCAUCAAUUUUCACUUCAUUCGCUUUGCCAAAGAAAGCUUAAAUGAUCAGAUAGCUUGUUACGUUGUUAUGGAUUUCUUGUUUUCUUUGCUUAAAUGAUCAGCAUCGCAAUUGUACUUAAUUAUUUUGGGUUUUGAAUAGAAUGAAAUUUUAUUGUUCUCCAUCA
Arachis duranensis is the source of this 966-nucleotide messenger RNA. Its product is annotated as CASP-like protein 4D1. NCBI's taxonomy places the organism in Eukaryota, Viridiplantae, Streptophyta, Magnoliopsida, Fabales, Fabaceae. The record is from RefSeq and is a predicted model, not a curated record. The transcript has 5 exons. The coding region runs from base 1 to 843 and encodes 280 amino acids.